AUGUUGUUUUGGAUAAUUGUCACCGCACUUUUGUGCAGUUCAACAAUACGAGCUAAUCCAUCGAUUUCAUUUUUUUUUCCUCAAAAUUUAACUGUAUCAACAUGCACAGGUAGUAAUUCAUGGACUAAAUGGUUCAAUUCGGCUAAACCAAGUGAUAAUGGAAAUUUUGAUCGAGAACUUCUCUCAGUCAUUGGAGCAGCAAAUGGUCGUGAUGUAUGUGCGACAUCUCAAGGAGUUCAUGUACAAUCAGUAGGUCAACUUCCUGGUACUGGUCCUUUUGGAGGUUCAUGGUCAACAACGAAUAACGUCAUUUCGGGAUUUCAAUCAAGUACUGCUGGUCUUGAUUUUCAAAUACGAUUUUGUUGUGCUAAUAGUGAUUUUACACCAACUACAACAACGACAACAACAGCACGACCAAUGCCAAGUAGCACAUGUGGUCGAGCAGAAAUACAACAUUCACUUAAAUCUUCACGAAUUUUCGGUGGUUCACAUGCUGUACGCAACUCAUGGCCAUGGCAAGUUCUAUAUGAAGAAAGAAAAUCUUGUGGAAAUAAUCAAAUAUGUCUCGGUGUAUGUGGUGGUACUUUAAUUGAUUCACGUCAUGUUCUUACAGCAGCUCACUGUAUUGGAACAACUAAUCCAACUGCAAUUACUAUCACAGCUGGUCUUCACAAUAAGAAGAAUGAUGAAUCUGAUACACGACAAGUUAGAGCUGUUGAACGUAUCUUCAUGCAUCCUAAUUAUAAUGACAAAACAAUAGAAAAUGAUUUAACUAUUCUUCGAUUGGCUCAGCCUGUUCAAUUUAACAAAUAUGUUCAACCAGCAUGUUUACCUGGACCUGAACCUCAACCGGAUGCUGAUGUUAUUCUGAUUGGAUGGGGAGCUUUACAAAUGGGUACAGGUGCAUAUCAUGAAUUGAAACAAACUAAAGUUAAAGUUAUUGGUGAUUGUAAUAAAUAUUGGGGUCAAGUAAAUGAAGAAAAACAAGUUUGUGUUGGACAUACUGGUACUGGCGAUUCAGCUUGUCAAGGUGAUAGUGGUGGUCCAAUGUUAUAUGAACGUAAUGGACAAUGGAUUGUAUCAGGUGUUGCUAGUUUUGUAUCUGCAACUGGAUGUACAACGUAUGCCAAUUCUAGACCUAAUGUAUAUGCUCGAGUAUCGGCUUAUUUGCCUUGGAUUAAGAGCAUUAUUUAA
Molecule: messenger RNA, 1194 nt
Organism: Rotaria sordida
Lineage: Eukaryota; Metazoa; Rotifera; Eurotatoria; Philodinida; Philodinidae
Source: the annotation of a GenBank genome assembly